AUGCCUAUCCUCGCUUCAUUAGUGAGCUCAUGGCUUGGCGUGCCGGCGGCUUCUGACAACAAGCCUACGCCUCAGCAGAACCAAGAAGCAACAACUCCAUCACGCCAGACCUCACCAAAAACCGGCUCUAUCAUCACUGCAACACCAACUCCACAGGCAUUACCGUCGUCAUCGAUAACGCCAGCACACCCCCAGUCAACAUGGGAACGCUCCUUUAGACAAAUGGGCUUAUUACUCACUGGAGCAGGAUUUCUUGCUGCAUCUGUAGCUGUAUCACGACGCUCAGUGCUGCGGAUGCGCAAGGACUCCCUGCCCAAGUUUUACUCUUCCAACCAGAAUCCUAUCAAGGUCGACAUGGGAGAGCGAUCUUUUCUAGCUGCACAGGCUCUUGGGCUUGCCACGCUAAAUGUCAUGAGCUUUGGUGUCAUGCUGGUCGGAGGAAUUUCCUGGGCGUUCGACCUCGCGUCUAUCGCGGAACUAAGGGAGCGAACUCAGGCUGCUGUCCGCAGGCCCGGGUCGGUGAAUCCUGAGGAUGAGAAGGCCAUGGAGGAACUUAUGGAGGACCUCAUGGGUAAACUCGGGAUGGACAAACCCCAGAAACCUUCAAAUACCCCAGAAGAGAACGAGAAGUGA
This is a messenger RNA of Fusarium pseudograminearum CS3096, 633 nucleotides long. RefSeq lists its product as uncharacterized. The record is from RefSeq and is a predicted model, not a curated record. NCBI's taxonomy places the organism in Eukaryota, Fungi, Ascomycota, Sordariomycetes, Hypocreales, Nectriaceae. Bases 1 to 633 code for a protein of 210 amino acids. Gene Ontology annotation, cellular component: mitochondrion. The transcript has a single exon.